Molecule: messenger RNA, 987 nt
Organism: Lepisosteus oculatus (spotted gar)
Lineage: Eukaryota; Metazoa; Chordata; Actinopteri; Semionotiformes; Lepisosteidae
Source: RefSeq, a predicted model, not a curated record
GCAGCACCAGAACCAGAUGCUGGAGCCCCGAGCGCCCACAGAGCUCACUGGCUGAUGUCUGUGUCUUCCUCCUCCUCAGGGAGUCUGGUGACAGAGGACGGUGAGAGAGAGCAGCGCAGGCCGGAGCCAGUGGACACCGAGCCUGAUGGGAACGUGUCCAGCACUGGUGUUCUCCAGCAGGACAGCGGGCAGCACUGCCGGCACCAGGAGCUCCUGACUCGCCUGGAUCAGAGCUCCGACCUCGACGACUCCGAGGGUUCCGACUCGGAGCCGGACGGAGAGGCCGCCGCCCUGGGGCGCUACCGCGGCGACUCGGCGCGGGACGGUCCCGCGACUCCCGUCGGCGUCCUGAGACUCCAGGAGUGGACCCGGGGCAGAUUCCCCGCACACCCGGAGUCCCUGUUUUCCGAACCCCCGCCACGCCCUGGGGGGGCCUCGCUGUCGCCCCUCGAGUACUUCUCUCGGUACCUGGACUGGCACACCUGGGAGGGCGUGGCGCGCUGCACCAACUCACGCCCCCACCCUGCAGGGGCCACGCCCCCCAUCCCGGACGGCGGCGCCCGCGGCCUGUCCUGGCGGUGCCAGCUGUGCCACAUCGCCUUCAGCGACAGGAAGACCAGAGAGCGGCACAUGAGCGCCAAGCACCCCCUCCUGCAGCCGCCCCCGCCCCGUGACCGGUGGUGUGGCGGAGCUGUCGGCAGCGCCCGCGAGCUGGGGCACGCUCCGCUGUCGCUAGCCGCUGGCUCUGGGGGCGGGACCGGACCCCCGGAGCACUGCGAUCCGACUGAGCCUUCACCCACCCCCUGCCACCGGACACCCCCCUCGUGCCCCUUUGCCCAGAUCCGGGAUCCUCCGGGCGCCAGCCUGGCCGGCCCCUGCGCCCUCGAGGGCUGCCGGCGGGACUCCAGCGUGCGCUGCCUCAAGUGCUGCGUCUUCCUGUGCAUCGCCCGCGCCGACAACUGCUUCCUCAAGUUCCACAGCCAGUGA